CGGGACCAAAUAAUAAUUUGAUAUUUUAUGUAACUACCUAUACCUAUUAUCGAGCUUUAAGAACUUCUCAAGUUUCCAAUUCACAUACAGGAGAUGCGGUCAAACUGAUCUAUAGCGCCAAAAUGUUAUUAUCACGAGUUCGCAUAGCACCUACUUAUAGGACAUUACUAUCACAUAGGGGUGUCUCUACGUUAAGCACCAAUCCCUAUAUAAAAGUUUUCCCCAAUGCCUCAGUGGACAAUGGGCAUCUACUCACAUAUCUCAAUACCAAUCCGCCAAAGCCUAGGUUAGCGAUUGGCUCUACAACCACAUUGCCCCCAACACCCAAUUCCUUUUCCGAGAACCGCGAAUUUCUAUCUAUCUUAACAGAUGUCCUCCGCAAAUAUGCCGCGCAAGACCCCGACCUUCUAUCCCAAGCCAAAACUUUCGCCGGCCCGGGCGGCGCAACUCUUGGCUCAGGCGGGGCAUUCUUUCCCCAGCAAAGAAAGGAGCGUAGUACAAAAAGGACAGCCGCUGGACUAGGUGGAGGAGGUGGUGCUGGCGGGGACGGCGCUGGAGGAGCGAGUGCCCAAGGGGGUGCUGGAGGUGCCGGAGUCGGAGGGUAUAUCCAUCUCAGUGACCAAAGAAAUCCACCUGACUACGGCCGAAUUGCGUGGCCAGAAGAUAUUCUUGGUAGCAUCGAAGUUGAUGCGUCCGGAAACAUAGUAGGAGAAUUCGAGCCAAGUGGCACAUAUCGUAUUGUUACCAACGAGGGAAUUUUGGGUUUGAGCGAUUUUCUCAGGACAAAACUUGUUGAAAAGCUAAAAGAGGAGGAGAAGAAGCUGUGACACUGUAUUAGUGAUAUUGGUGUUGGGAACGUUCGAGAAGACUCGAGACACCCUAAACCAUGGCGUACUCGACUACAUGUUGGGUAAGUAGGCAUGUAUUAUACAAAAUCCACUGAACAUAAAU
Daldinia vernicosa is the source of this 951-nucleotide messenger RNA. RefSeq lists its product as uncharacterized. NCBI's taxonomy places the organism in Eukaryota, Fungi, Ascomycota, Sordariomycetes, Xylariales, Hypoxylaceae. The transcript has 3 exons. Bases 123 to 827 code for a protein of 234 amino acids. The record is from RefSeq and is a predicted model, not a curated record.